AUGGAGAAGCUCGCAAAGUCUGAUCGCAAGGUAGAGAAGAAGCUGUCUCGCUCCAUCGCAAGACGUCUCGUCAAGGACAGCGAAUUGUCACGAUCUUACCGAAUCCGCGCUCACCUGGCACUCGCCUUGCUUGUGUGUGCUCGGGAUGACCUUCGUGAGGCCGAGGAGGCUUACGCAGAAACCCACUCCAGAAUCCCACCUGAGCUACACGCAAAGAUGCAGGCUGAGCUACAAGUCGAGCUCCGAGCCAUCAGAGAAGCAUACAAGGGAAAAGAAACAGGAGAAAGGACUGCCGUUGAGGGAGAAAAUAACUCUGUCGAGGAUGCCUCAGCAUCUGCACUUACAGCAACGGCUCAGCUCAGUGCUGGUAGCGAGGAACAUCCUAUUGACCUAACCGUGGAGCACGAUUCUACACCUUACGGAAACACCAGCGGCAAAUCUUGCGUCAAUCUCGAUGAUAAACGAACUGGAAAGACAGACGUCAUAUCGACAGGAUUCUCCCUCUGGUCGAGAGUCAAGGUGAUAUGCAUAAUACGCUCUAGAUUGAGAGCCUUGCUAACGACAUUUUUAGCGCUCUUCUUCAUCCGUCCACUCUCAGUGUAUUUCAUCCAAAUAACGAUAUCACUAUCAUCAACAACGGAACCGAAGAUAUCAGAACGGGAGACGACCCUGCACGCUACAAUUUCCGGUCCUGAAUACUUCUAUCAUACCUCCAAGCAAAACAACCAUAUCUUUGGACUCUGA
Molecule: messenger RNA, 744 nt
Organism: Aureobasidium musti
Lineage: Eukaryota; Fungi; Ascomycota; Dothideomycetes; Dothideales; Saccotheciaceae
Source: the annotation of a GenBank genome assembly